AUGGAAAGUAAAUCACGCAGCUUCGUUAAAAUAGAUCCUGAUGACAAGGAAUCCGAGUCGGAAGACGAUUUCUUAUAUCCUCUGAAGAACCUCAAGGAAGAAUCGCUAAGUCCUACGCGUUUUGAACAGAAUCUCGAUGACGAGAUGGCGGGGUCACUGAAUGGUUUGAAAGAAGUGUGCAAGCAACGAUCCAUUUCUAGUGCGGUUGAGUUGAAUUUGCAAGAUUUCUUUAAGCAACGACCUCGGAUUACACCGUUGCCGCCAUCACGAUCAAGCGUGGACAUCAAUUUGACUGAUCCGGACGAGGAAACGUGGAUCAUCGAGUGCCCUGCUAGCAUCGACAUUCAGAAUGAAUUGUUGGGUAAAAAGAUAAACCUCUCCGCACCGCAGUCUAAAAUCAAGAACUGCUCUAUUCCACUCGAGGUCGACGUUCGAACUAACAGCACCGAGCAGAUAAUAGGUAUGCUAGCCGGACCGCGCAUAAAAUCGUUCGUUCCGACCGGGUUUGUGCGCAUUAAACAAUCGCUACCGACGCUAGGCGAGCCAGAUCUUUCAGGCAUGAUCGAGAACAACAACGUCGUCGUGCCUUAUCCGGUGAAUAUUCGGCAGCGCCAUCCUAUGCUCGGAAAUAAUUUCAAAGAGUGCCUGGCGCUGCCGAAACGCGUGAAGAAACUGCUCUCAGUAGCGCAACAGAAGGCUGCUCUGCUUUAUUCGGAAACACCCCUAAGAAGUAAAUCGAAGCGAACAGAUAAACCAUCGAAGAGUAAAAACGCACCACCGGUAUUAAUAAAACAAGAGCCUUACGAUAGUCACGCUCCUUCGCCUUCAAAGGCUAAGAAACGGAAACAACCCACGGCUGCGGAUGUCACAAAGCCGGUUGAUGUUAAACAGGAACCGAUGUCGCCAUCGGCAAAAAAGAAAAAGCCCGAGCCGCAAGAAGCUGCAAACAUUAGCAUUAAAAAAGAACCGUUGGUGGAGGACGAUAUCUCGUGGCUGCUGAAUAUCUAGCUUUCAA
Messenger RNA from Anopheles nili, 1015 nucleotides. RefSeq lists its product as uncharacterized. Lineage: Eukaryota; Metazoa; Arthropoda; Insecta; Diptera; Culicidae. The record is from RefSeq and is a predicted model, not a curated record. The transcript is spliced from 2 exons. The coding region runs from base 1 to 1008 and encodes 335 amino acids.